AAUUUAGAAAAAAUGGAGCAGGGAAAUCUGACUGUAGAAGAAUUUGUUCUCCUGGGAUUUCUGGAUCUUCCCAAACUGAGAGAAUUCCUCUUUGGGAUUUUCUUAUUCAGCUACAUGAUCAUCCUGGCAGGAAAUGGACUCAUAAUUAUAAUAACCGCAACGGAUCAAACUCUCCACACACCCAUGUACUUUUUCCUUAGGAACCUGUCCUUCUUGGAAAUCUGUUAUACAUCCGUAACUCUGCCCAGAAUGCUGAUGAGUCUCCAGACACAGGAUGGAACUAUUUCUUUCCUUUCAUGUGCUGCACAGAUGUGCUUCCUCCUAAUGCUGGGGGCCACAGAGUGCUUUCUCCUGGCUGUGAUGGCAUACGAUCGUUAUGUGGCCAUAUGUAACCCGCUGAGGUACCCCAUCAUCAUGAGCCAUAAAGCUUGUGUCCUGCUGGCAGCUGGUUCCUGGAUCAGUGACAUUCCGGUCCAGAUAGGGCAGACGAGUCAGAUAUUCUCCCUGCCCUUCUGUAAUUCCAACAAGCUGAACCAUUUUUUCUGUGAUAUCCCACCAGUACUUGAACUGGCCUGUGGGGACACAUCUAUGAACCAACUCUCAGUCUAUGCCGCGGCCCUGCUCUUUGUAACAGCCCCAUUUCUCUUGAUACUCGUGUCCUACGUCAAAAUCAUCUCCACCAUCCUGAAGUUACCUUCAGCCACAGGGAGGCGCAAAGCUUUCUCCACCUGUUCUUCCCACCUCAUAGUUGUCACCUCGUUCUUCGGAUCUGCUAUCAUCACCUAUCUAUGGCCCAAAUCAAGCCACUCAGUGGAUGUCGAUAAAUUUCUGUCUUUGUUCUACACCACUGUGAUACCACUAUUUAACCCCAUGGUAUACAGUCUGAGAAACAAGGAGGUGACUGUUGCCCUGAAAAAGUUUCUAUCACAGAGAUUCGUUAGUUAG
This is a messenger RNA of Ornithorhynchus anatinus (platypus), 945 nucleotides long. Its product is annotated as olfactory receptor 10AG1-like. NCBI's taxonomy places the organism in Eukaryota, Metazoa, Chordata, Mammalia, Monotremata, Ornithorhynchidae. The record is from RefSeq and is a predicted model, not a curated record. Bases 13 to 945 code for a protein of 310 amino acids. The transcript has a single exon. Gene Ontology annotation, cellular component: membrane. Gene Ontology annotation, biological process: G protein-coupled receptor signaling pathway. Gene Ontology annotation, molecular function: G protein-coupled receptor activity; olfactory receptor activity.